Messenger RNA from Pieris macdunnoughi, 768 nucleotides. Lineage: Eukaryota; Metazoa; Arthropoda; Insecta; Lepidoptera; Pieridae. The record is from the annotation of a GenBank genome assembly.
AUGAACUUUUACACUGUGCUGUGUUUAUUUCUAGUGAAUAGUUUCGUUCUGGCUAGUAAACCCACAGGGAUUCGCAGAAAUCAUAUAACAAGGACAAGAGAAAUUAUAAUUCCUGUUAAGGUGCAUUUAGACUUUCACCUCUCCAAGAAGAUAGCAAAAGAACACGGCUUCAGGACAAGAAAAAAAAUUAAAGAUAUCGUUCACACCAUAUUAAGAGAGGCCAACAAAUUAUUUAGACGUCCGAGUCUUAAUCAAACAAUAAUAUUGAAACUUCUAGAUACAAAAUUUUUACGCCGAACAAAAAUGGUGGCUACAGAUGAGAAUGCGACAAUUUAUUUAAAAAAUUACUGUGAGAUGCAGAGUUAUUAUAAAAGUUUAGAAAAGAAACAAUAUUAUUCAAUAUUACUGACGGGGCUCAAUCUUUUUUACAUUAGUAAUGGGAGGAAGUUCACAAAAUCAACAGCUCGAAGUUACACCAACGGUGUCUGUAAUGUGAAGAAAAGCUGCGCCUUGCUUGAAUGGAAACCAAAAAACAUGGGAUAUUUAUUGGCGCAUGAAAUAGGUCACAGUUUAGGAAUGUCACACGAUGGUCCCCCAAACAACGACUGUACGAAACAAGACAUCAUGCAGCCGAAGUACGAUCCGUCAAACCAUCCUAAUACGUGGUCACAUUGUAGUCGACUUUACUUUGAAUAUUUUAUGAGGAGUGAAAAGGCUUGGUGUCUCCAGGGUUCUUCUUCCCGCUCAACGAUCAAGUAUAACAUUUAA